Cylicostephanus goldi is the source of this 407-nucleotide messenger RNA. The record is from the annotation of a GenBank genome assembly. NCBI's taxonomy places the organism in Eukaryota, Metazoa, Nematoda, Chromadorea, Rhabditida, Strongylidae.
AUGGGCAACUUCAGACCGGCGCAACACUUCAAAAUAGUUCCUGAAUUAACCCCCUAUAUCAUCGGUCUACCGGCAGUCAUUGAAGAAUUUGUCAGUAUUGCUGGAGCUAAGUACAUAGGCGGAUCCUACGUUGUUGAUUGCAACGCUGUCAUACCAGAUCUUCGAAUGAAAGUGGUCGAUGAGAAAGGUGUAAUUACUAUAAGUGCGGACAAUCUUGUUAUAAAGAAGGAAAACGAAUGCGUACUUGCAUUUGCCUCUCAACCAUCAUUUGGCUUUGGUCCAGAUAUGUAUUUUGGUGCCCCGCUCUUCAAGCAAUACUGCAUUGGUAUAGACUUUCCACUGAGCAUUGUCGUAAUUCGUCCCCUCUCUUCCCCAACAACUACUACUACUGUCAACCCCAGGUAAGC